CGUGCCCGCCCACGCGACCCGUCGGGCCGGCCGGUCCUCGGGCCCGCGGACCCAGGAAGGGCAAGGCGGCGGCGCCCGGGCGGCGGGACGGUCGUCGGAGGGCGCCCCCACGCCGAGCCCCUUCCCAGCCCCCCACCAUGGCCCGGGGCGGCAGUCAGAGCUGGAGCUCCGGGGAGUCGGACGGGCAGCCGGAGGAGCGGGCGGCCGGGGAGAGCGGAGGCAAGAUGGUGAAGGAGACCCAGUACUAUGACAUCCUGGGGGUGAAGCCCAGCGCGUCCCCGGAGGAGAUCAAGAAGGCCUACCGGAAGCUGGCGCUCAAGUACCACCCGGACAAGAACCCGGAUGAGGGCGAGACGUUCAAGCUCAUAUCCCAGGCAUAUGAAGUGCUUUCAGAUCCAAAGAAGAGGGACAUUUAUGACCAGGGUGGUGAACAGGCGAUUAAGGAAGGAGGCUCAGGCAGCCCCAGCUUCUCUUCACCCAUGGAUAUCUUUGACAUGUUCUUUGGGGGCGGGGGACGGAUGGCUAGAGAGAGAAGAGGCAAGAAUGUUGUCCAUCAGUUGUCUGUAACUCUUGAAGAUUUGUAUAAUGGAGUCACAAAGAAGUUGGCCCUCCAGAAAAAUGUAAUUUGUGAGAAAUGUGAAGGCGUCGGUGGGAAGAAGGGGUCUGUGGAGAAGUGUCCCCUGUGCAAGGGCCGCGGGAUGCAGAUCCACAUCCAGCAGAUCGGGCCGGGCGUGGUGCAGCAGAUCCAGACCGUGUGCCUCGAGUGCAAGGGCCAGGGCGAGCGCAUCAGCCCCAAGGACCGCUGCAACAGCUGCAGUGGCGCCAAGGUCAUCCGCGAGAAGAAGAUUCUCGAGGUGCACGUGGAGAAAGGUAUGAAAGAUGGGCAAAAGAUACUGUUUCCUGGAGAAGGAGAUCAGGAGCCUGAGCUGGAGCCUGGCGAUGUCAUAAUUGUGCUUGAUCAGAAGGAUCAUAGUGUCUUUCAGAGACGAGGCCACGACUUGAUCAUGAAAAUGAAAAUUCGGCUUUCUGAAGCCCUCUGUGGCUUUAAGAAGACGAUAAAAACGCUGGACGAUCGAGUUCUCGUCAUCACGUCCAAGUCGGGCGAGGUGAUAAAGCAUGGUGACCUGAGGUGUGUGCGUAACGAAGGGAUGCCCAUCUACAAAGCACCCCUGGAGAAGGGGACUCUGAUCAUCCAGUUUCUAGUCGUCUUUCCCGAGAAACACUGGCUUCCUCAAGACAAGCUUGCGCAGCUGGAGGCCCUGCUGCCCCCGCGGCAGCAGGUGAGGGUCACGGACGACAUGGACCAGGUGGAGCUGAAGGAGUUCAACCCCAGCGAGCAGAACUGGCGGCAGCAGCGGGAGGCCUACGAGGAGGAGGACGACGACGGGCCGCGGGCCGGGGUGCAGUGCCAGACGGCGUGAGCGGCCGGAGGACUCGUGCGCCCCGAGUGUAACGUUGGCACAAUGAAAAUGGCAUCGCCUAAUGGCCUCGUGUCUGCGUGUCCUGUGUGUGUGUUCAGCCCUCUCAGUUGCUGAGCGUCUUCUUGGUUUUUCUCUUGUUUUUCUUUUGGUUGUCACUUAAGUUAUAGCUUAAUUUAUAUUUAAAUGUUUCAAGUGUAAAUCA
Messenger RNA from Mirounga angustirostris (Northern elephant seal), 1623 nucleotides. It is a transcript of the gene DNAJA4, whose product is annotated as DnaJ heat shock protein family (Hsp40) member A4. The record is from RefSeq and is a predicted model, not a curated record. Gene Ontology annotation, cellular component: cytoplasm; cytosol. Lineage: Eukaryota; Metazoa; Chordata; Mammalia; Carnivora; Phocidae. Gene Ontology annotation, biological process: response to heat; protein refolding. Bases 138 to 1421 code for a protein of 427 amino acids. Gene Ontology annotation, molecular function: Hsp70 protein binding; ATP binding. The transcript is spliced from 8 exons.